AUGGAGCAGAGCGCGCCAGCGACGCCAAAGAAGCGCAAACACAGCGAGUACCACGAUCCAGACUAUCUCCAAACAGCUUCAACUAAUGAAGAUAGUGAGGAUGCAGCUACAAACCAGCAAAAGCGGACGAAACUGGAGACGGAGUCGGCGGCCGAGGAGGAGGAAGAAGAGUUGGAUAAAUCAGCUCAGCCACAGCGCGUGCCCGUGCCAGACACAACGGAGAAGGUGGAGCGUAUCUGUGAGAUCGUCCGCGUAGAAUUUCAGAGGGAAAUCUCGCUUAAGGAUGAGCAGCUGGCCGAGAUAGAUAGACGACUGCUGCAGGCGCGUCAACUGCUGGACAAGCUGCGCUUUGAAGUGGUCAGCGAGUACUAUAGGAAGCAACAGGUUCCCCUGGGCGAAUCACUGUUCAGCGAUGAAAGCGCUGGUCCACAGUUGCCUCUGCAUCCGGCCAUUAAGAAGAUUGUCGGAAAGCGCCCAUUGCUCAUCCAGAACCACCUGCCAGAGCGCACGGCUGCCACACUGGCCAAGCAGACGAUAAGGCAGCGAAACCCAGCGCACCGCCGUGCGGAGCGUCGCAGACAGCAAAAGAUUCGCGAGCAGGGAAUUGUCAUCGAUCAUUCAAAAGAUCAACAGCAGCAAUCAAUCAAUAUCAAGGUGGAAGAUGAGCAGCCAUGCACCAGUCGUCAGGCACACGAGCGGCAACAGCAGCAGCAACUGGAGCUGAAUUCUUCGCGAUUGAACAACAAGAACAAAUUCAACUUUGUGGUGGGCAACACAUCCAAAUACAUUGGUGGGGAUGGCAAAACUACAUUGGAGAAUGGUGGCCAGGCCCUUGUCUACAAAUGGCUGGUCUAUGUCCAGGGCAAAGAUCUGCCAAAACCCCUGGAGACGUAUAUCAAGAAGGUGCGCUUUCAGCUGCAUCAUUCGUAUCGGCCCAACGACAUUGUGGAUGUUCAUGCGCCGCCAUUUCAGUUGAAUCGUCGUGGCUGGGGCGAGUUCCCCAUGCGGAUACAGCUGUUCUUCCACGAGCAUCUGCGCCAAAAGCCCGUGCAACUCAUGCACACGGUCGUGCUGGAUAAGACAAUCUCCUUCUGCUCUUGCUCCAGCUCCCUUCCCACCCCCCAUUGA
Molecule: messenger RNA, 1128 nt
Organism: Drosophila persimilis
Lineage: Eukaryota; Metazoa; Arthropoda; Insecta; Diptera; Drosophilidae
Product: YEATS domain-containing protein 2
Exons: 3
Coding region: 1-1128 (375 amino acids)
Biological process (GO): chromatin remodeling; regulation of transcription by RNA polymerase II
Cellular component (GO): NuA4 histone acetyltransferase complex
Molecular function (GO): histone binding
Source: RefSeq, a predicted model, not a curated record